Lactuca saligna is the source of this 1156-nucleotide messenger RNA. The record is from the annotation of a GenBank genome assembly. NCBI's taxonomy places the organism in Eukaryota, Viridiplantae, Streptophyta, Magnoliopsida, Asterales, Asteraceae.
GGGUCUACGACGUUUCCCAGACACGUAUCUUCCAUUGUCUUUUCUCUCCAAUGGCUUUAAUCCACAUACGUAACAGUUGCCUGCUCUAGGUCUCACUGCUCUACUUCUAUGAGAAAAUCGCCGCCGCCUGUGCGUCCAUGUUAUGCCCACCGCCCCUCUCUCUCAAUCAGCUAAUCCACUGCUUUUGUUACCCACCCGGGUGUUCAUUGGGUUAUUGUCUACCAUGGUCACCGCCUCCACCGCUUACUUCCUAUAUUGGAGAGGAAAACUAAGGAAUCACCAAGGUAGUCGGUGUCCGGUCGUGUCAAAGACUGGUUCUGUCACUGCCGACGUAAAGGCUUUUGGGUAUCGGCUAUUUCAACAAUUCCCUACUACUAAGAAGCUGGUCGUUCUCUAUUACCACAACAUUCUUAUAAACAGUACUCACCUGAGAGAACAAAUUAUCCGCCGGCUCUUCCUCGGCUUCAUCGGUGAACCCUUGAUUUUCCAUCAAAGACAUACUCAGGUGGUGAUUGUUGUAUGUGGGUUUCCAGCGACUACCAUUGCCAAUUUGCGGUUUGAAGCUUCAAUAUUAUUUAAGAUGACUUCUAUACCAGAUAAAAUUCCAAAAGUUGAGACUAAUAGCGAUCUGCAACAUGUUAUUGAGAUAGCAAGACAAGUUUUUAGAUGUAGGCGAAAGAAGACAGAUUAUGAUGAUGUAUUUAUAAAUUGCUGCCUAUCAAAUUUGCUGCAAACAAGGAAAUUAAGAAACCUUAUUCAUAAAAACGUUUCAAGGAAACAGGCAGAUGGAUCUCCAACAAUAGACAGGGAGGGAAUGGCCGAUAUUGGAGAACGAAACAGUGAACGAGAAGGCUACUCCGCAUAUAGUGUGCCAGGAGCUACCUCCUGGUCUUUCAUACACAAUGGCAUACAUCGCACCACACUUCGACGCUAUCUGCUAACCAUCUGUAACAUCCAGAUUCCCAGUAACAAGGAGAUCAUUCAUUUGAGGCGGAUGCUAGGCAAUACUUCUACCGAGUCAGAGAUUUACGAGACGUCUGAGAGGGAGAUCAUGGUUGGGACGCGCCACACACCAGAGCUGACAGCGGAGGAGGUCCGUGCAGCACCUGAUGUCGUGGCUGGUACUAGCGAUGAUCGCGGGAAGGCGCCGGCAUGA